AUGCAUCUCCAGGACGUCAUUCUGAAGACGCACCUGGAGGUGCAAGGCUUCUGCACCGUCCGUUGGCUGUCUCGCGGAGAUGCUGUGAAUCGCUUCUGCGACGUGCUGCCGGUGCUGAUGUGGAUGUGGACGAAGGAGAAGGACGGGAUGGAGAAACUCGCUACCAGCUUCAAGUUCCACUACAUGCUUUACCUCCUGGCUGACGUGCUGCAGCUGCUCAACGGACUCAAUCUUGCCUUCCAGAAGCAGACGGUCGACAUCACAGAGGUGAAGAAUCACGUCGACAAGGUGAAGACCAAGCUACCGCAGUACUACGUCGAGCCCAGCGCAUCCUACGGGCCGAACACCUCUCGCCUGAACAAGUUCCUUGCUGCACACGGCAGCAAGGACAAGCGCAAGAUGGAGCUCAAGGGAGUGGGUGGCGACGGCAAACCUGCAAAAGCCGAGAUCGAGCUCCACGAGGACAUCAUCGACCCUGAAAACCCGGGGGGGGGAUGCGACUUGGAGGCCUGCGUGGACCUGGCGCGACGUUUCGCUCAGCGCCUGAUUAAGGCGCUGGGGAAGAGGAUGGCGUUUUAG
Closterium sp. Naga37s-1 is the source of this 579-nucleotide messenger RNA. NCBI's taxonomy places the organism in Eukaryota, Viridiplantae, Streptophyta, Zygnematophyceae, Desmidiales, Closteriaceae. The record is from the annotation of a GenBank genome assembly.